GAGGGGUGACUACAGGAGGGCAGAAUGGAUGACUUUCUCUCCAUUAGUCUGCUGUCUUUGGCAAUGUUGGUGGGAUGUUACGUGGCUGGAAUCAUUCCUUUGGCUGUUAAUUUCUCAGAGGAACGGCUGAAGCUGGUGACUGUGUUGGGUGCUGGUCUUCUCUGUGGAACUGCACUGGCAGUCAUCGUGCCAGAAGGGGUGCAUGCACUUUAUGAAGAGGUUCUGGAGGGAAAACACCACCAAGCCAGUGAAGUGAAGCAGAAUGUGAUUGCAUCAGACAAAGCAGCAGAAAUAUCAGUUGUCCAUGAGCAUGAGCACAGCCACGACCACACACAGCUGCAUGCCUACAUUGGUGUGUCCCUGGUACUGGGCUUCGUUUUCAUGUUGCUCGUGGACCAGAUCGGCAGCUCCCAUGUGCAUUCCACUGACGAUCCAGAAACAGCAAGGCCCAGCAGUUCCAAAAUCACCACCACACUGGGGCUGGUUGUCCAUGCUGCAGCUGAUGGUGUAGCUUUGGGAGCAGCAGCCUCUACUUCACAGACCAGUGUCCAGUUAAUUGUGUUCGUGGCAAUAAUGCUACAUAAGGCUCCAGCAGCAUUUGGGCUGGUUUCCUUCCUGAUGCAUGCUGGCCUGGAGCGGAAUCGAAUCAGAAAGCACUUGCUGGUCUUUGCACUGGCAGCACCAGCCAUGUCCAUGCUGACGUACUUAGGAUUAAGUAAGAGCAGUAAAGAAGCCCUUUCAGAGGUCAAUGCCACUGGAGUGGCCAUGCUUUUCUCUGCCGGGACAUUUCUUUACGUUGCCACCGUCCAUGUCCUCCCUGAGGUGGGUGGAAUGGGGCACAGCCACAGACCUGACACCACUGGAGGGAGAGGCCUCAGCCGCCUUGAGGUGGCAGCCCUGGUUCUGGGUUGCCUCAUACCACUCAUCCUCUCAAUAGGACACCAGCACUAACCAGUCAGGUUCCAGCCUCAGUCCACGGCCAUUGCCAUCGGGGAAGAGCUAGCGUGUGACGCUCCUCACUUCCUCAGUGUCUUGUCUCACCUUGCCCAUCUCCACCCCUGUUCCUAGAGUCCAAGGGAUGAGAGUCAAUCGUGGAAAGUGGGACAGCAUACAGCAGGAACAUCAGAAUUAGACAGACUUUGUGUUGUCUUUUAAAGGGACUUUGAUGUAUUGAGUUUUGAUGUUUCUCUUAACCCUAUUCUCAGGGAAGAUGGAAUUUAGUUUUAAAGAAAAGUGGAGAACUUCAUACAAUGAAAUAGUAAUUAUGAAACUUCAGUGUUCUGUAAUUAAGCUAAAGUUUUUUCCCUUAGUAUAGAGGCUCUGCCACUUUACCCAUUGGUUUUAACAUGGUUCUUACCAUGUAAGACUGGUGCUUUAGCAUCUGUGCCACAGCCUUGAGAGAAGGCGGGAACACCCAUCCCUUAGAUGCUAAAGAUGAUGACAACGAAUUUGAGGUUAGAAUAAGGAAAAUAAGAGCAGGAGAAAAAAGUUGAACUGAACCCAAAAGAAACAUCCACUGAAAGGGGUGUCUAGAGUCAUCAACAGCUCCUUUGCACGUGCCUCCCUAAAUAGAGCCUGCCCUUCCUUCCAGUAGAGCAAUGGAGGUGGGACUGGCUUUUGAAGAGGGGUCUGUUAUCUUAUAGCAUUUUUUAAAAAAGUAUCUUUUGCAGAAUACUUGUCUGUAGCACACUCUUAGUAGCCAGAUUCUGUUCAGGCACAGGAUUUCUGUCAAGAACAGUCUGAUCACAGUGAAAUUAAGGGAUGUUAAAUUUUCCAGGAAUUUGGAUAGUUACUGAUAUCUUGUAGUAACCUUUUUAAAAAGUAACACUAUUACAAAGUAUGUUGUCCUUUUCUUCCUGUCAGUGGUUCUCAACCCUCUGAACACUGCAAUCCUUUAAUACA
Messenger RNA from Rattus rattus (black rat), 1902 nucleotides. It is a transcript of the gene Slc39a9, whose product is annotated as solute carrier family 39 member 9. The record is from RefSeq and is a predicted model, not a curated record. The transcript has 7 exons. Bases 25 to 951 code for a protein of 308 amino acids. Gene Ontology annotation, cellular component: membrane. Gene Ontology annotation, molecular function: metal ion transmembrane transporter activity. Gene Ontology annotation, biological process: zinc ion transport; transmembrane transport. NCBI's taxonomy places the organism in Eukaryota, Metazoa, Chordata, Mammalia, Rodentia, Muridae.